This is a messenger RNA of Dentiscutata erythropus, 666 nucleotides long. The record is from the annotation of a GenBank genome assembly. Lineage: Eukaryota; Fungi; Glomeromycota; Glomeromycetes; Diversisporales; Gigasporaceae.
AUGCUUUCUGAACGAACUUCAUCCGGAAUAUUUCGUACCCAUGCUUUGAAUAAUCAUAAAUAUAUCAUCCCAAUGAGAACUCCUAUGCGUCGCGCUGGUUUUGUUUCACGAGCUGAGGCGGGCAAAAUUUUAGCCAGGCUGUUAAAGUAUUAUGAUAAUAUGCCCAAUACGGAUUUGUUUCUUGUUAGGACCUUUAAGGCUGACGGAUGGACUGUUGGCGCCAUAACUGAUAGAACAGAAGAGCCAUUACUAAAAGAUCAAAUUAUUAGGGGUUGCGAUAUCUCACAAGAAACUCUCAACCAAAUAAUUAGGCAAGAGCGUUUUCAACUUGAUAUGCAAAGAACAUUAUUCCAACCACCGAACAUUCCGUUCUCAACCUCGGAGGAUUCCACAAUUUUGCUUACCACUGAUGGCAUCCAAACUGGUCAAAGCGCUAGGGCCGCCAUCACUCUAUUAAGAAAAAUAGGUUAUAAAGGGAAAAUCGUUUUGGUUGCUGGAGUUAUUGGAUCUGAUGCUCAGAAAAUGUUUAUGAGGGAAGCUGACGACGUUAUAGCCAUAAAAGGACCACAAAGCGUUGGUACUGUUGCCUCAUGGUAUGAAAAUAAUGAGGAACUGACGAACGAACAGAUAAAAAACUUUUUAGGACAUAAUCGAUAUAGCAGAUAA